UGACUGGCAGGGUGCUAGCUGCAUGUGCGGAGUCUGAGCUGAAGCAUUUCAACUUUAAAUAAAUCUAGUGCACUGUGAGCCUUGGGGGUUUGUACAAAACAUGACAGCCAACGAUGAUCAAGAGCUGCAGACCAGCAGUGACUGGCUUCUCGAAGCAGAGGCAGGGUAUAGGGACUGGCAGAUGUGUACAGAACAUUGGGAUGCUCAGCCUGGUACUCCGCCUAUAGAACUGCCCGUGUGUGUGUUGGAAAGAUGGAGCUGGAAGCUCUUCAUUCCAUCUUUGAAGGAGAUGACUGCUUUAAAGAGCUCGGCCCGGUCUCUUUUCAAUACAGGUUGCCCAGAGGUAAAGAAGACCAUUGUCUCCAAACUAGAAGAGCAAGUUGAAGCAAAUCUAGGCACUGCCAUGGUGUAUACAUUGUUUGAAUGGGCAAAAGAAAACCAGCAACAGCUUAUGGAAACCCAUCAUCCUGUGAACAAUGCACUGACUUUGAAAACCAGCAGUGAGAAUUCUCUUCAAAGAAAAAGGGAAAAAAAGAGCAGUUAACAAAAUCACAAAAGAGGAAGUUAACAGGAAAAACAGCUUCAAUGGCAAUGACAGAGACCCGGCGCGUAUUGGAGACAGGCGAUUAUUUGAGACCCGGCAAUUAUUUGUAUGUUAUGUCUUGAAAAAGAAAGACUACUUGAUCGAUUUAUAAACAAAAUGUAAGUUGUUGCUCCCUUUAUAUUAAAUUUGUAUGUACUUUAAUCAACAGAUAACAAGGGUGAGCUGGCUGGAACUGGGCAGAUGUAAUCAAGGUACAUUGCCUUUACAGACAAUAGACAUAUUAAAUAUAUCCUCUCUUGAAAGAGUAAUUUGUAUUGAAAUGAUUGUUGUGUUGUUUUUUUCUUUCUUUCAACCAACCCUGACAACUUCAUAGCAUGUAAGUUUUUUUUUUUAUUUAUUAUUUUUUAUUUGCUAAUUAUGUAUCAACUUUCUGUAGUGUUAUUCAGCGGGAUAUUAAAUUCUAGUUUCAUGUUUACAAUAGAAAAAAGGCCAGUGUGCACCUGUCACGUGAAACUGUAUGAUUGAUUUACUUUUCACUGAUAUCCAUUAACUGCAGAGAUGGCAGACAGACUGGAAAUAGUUUCCUAUAGCUGUGCCCUUUCCGUGCAUUAAUCUCCCACUGUGCAUGUUUGAUAGCUUUGUGUCAGACCUGUUUGCAGACUGCUGGCUAGAAUAUUAAGAACAGCGUUAUCAGAAACAUAGGCUUCGUUCACUUACUAUAUGAUAAAGCAUGACGUGUAUCAAUGCUGUUUACUCCUGGGUGCAAUUUAUACCAUGUGUUAAAGGAAAAAAAAUAUGUUAAUAAGCUAGGAAUAGUCAUUAUCUGCACUUCUGAGCACAAGAUAACAGCCUUUGUUGUGUAUUAUUUCCCUUUCAAAAAAAAUGGGUCAAAUUACAUCAUGAAGUAAAAAGCUCUGAUACAAAUGCCCAGGUGUAUCUUUACACACAUGCAGUUUGUGCUAUGUUCAUAGAGAUUUCAAACUGUUUAAUAAGUGCUAAACAAAGUUUUAAAAUCAGUUUUCCUACAUCAUUAAUCCUGGCUCCCCUCUCUAUGUCUUGUGUUGAAAGCCUUUUACUUCUAAACUUAAUUUGGGUUAUGCCGGUAUUUCAAAUGCAAUGUUGUAUAUGAAAAAAUGUUUGCUGUUUCCUGGUAACUAAUAACUCACUCCAGUGGUCUAGCUGCAAUCACACUGUGUGUUGUAUUCAUAAUAGCUGAGUAUCCUGAAUUAACAUCACAGUAUAAGGGGGUAGUCUUGAGAAAGUUGGUUAACCCUUUAGACUCCAGAAUUUUAAAGCAACAACAAUCGUAUAAUGUUAUUUUCUUUUUCUUUGCAAAGCUAAGCAAAACAGGUGGUAAAGAUGACGAUUAACAGACUCCGGACUGUGAAGUGGAUUUCUUAUUGUUUUAAAGUAAAGUGCAAUGACCAGACAGGACCUCAGAUCUGUUCUAUACAGUGCUGCUUGACUUUAGCUUGAGUCUUCCCAGUCUUGAGUAUUUAAAAGAACAGAAGAUAACAACAAAGCAAGUUUUCUAAUGAAAAACUCCACUUUUACAAAUUAAUUUUACAUUGCCAAAUUUAAAUAUAUUUUACAAAAAAGUCCCCUGUUCGUUGAUUUGUUUCUGUUGGGAUUUCCAUAUUCUGUCAUUUUUGUCCAUGUUACCAGAACAUAACCUUGAUAAACUAUUUUACUGUCAAUGCAAACAUGUAACCAACUGCAAAUUGUAAGUUAUUUAUCUACAUUUUGCCAAUUAUUAUACAGUAAACUUUAGAACUUGUUACAUGUGUUGUUCACUUCUUUGUAACUAAAAGAAGUUGUGUACAGAUCAUGAUGUUUCAAUAAGCCUUCCGAUAGGCAGAAUUAGUGGGCAACACCAUUCCAAUUGCUUUUAACUGUAGAGAUAUUCACAAGGUAUACCAAAUGCUAUACUUCACUUAACAGAGAAUAAUAACAUUGAUCAGAGUGACAACCCUGUACAGUUGAAUCAGAACCUGGAUUUGAUUAUUUCCUUUUAAAUGGCAUAUGUUGGUUUUCAAAACAACACAUUUCUCCAUCUUUUUUAU
Polyodon spathula (Mississippi paddlefish) is the source of this 2607-nucleotide messenger RNA. RefSeq names its product RWD domain-containing protein 4-like. The record is from RefSeq and is a predicted model, not a curated record. The transcript has 6 exons. Bases 101 to 544 code for a protein of 147 amino acids. Gene Ontology annotation, molecular function: protein binding. Lineage: Eukaryota; Metazoa; Chordata; Actinopteri; Acipenseriformes; Polyodontidae.